This is a messenger RNA of Aspergillus campestris IBT 28561, 856 nucleotides long. RefSeq lists its product as uncharacterized. The record is from RefSeq and is a predicted model, not a curated record. NCBI's taxonomy places the organism in Eukaryota, Fungi, Ascomycota, Eurotiomycetes, Eurotiales, Aspergillaceae. The coding region runs from base 153 to 785 and encodes 210 amino acids. The transcript has a single exon.
CACCACCAUCAUCAUCAUCAUCAUUAAUCCACACCAAUUACCCCAACAGCCACCAGAACAGACUGGACCAGACAAUCCCAGCAAGCGCACUUUCACCAAACACCCAAUUGACCCAACAAAAGAAGAGAAAUUAAGAAAGAAAGGAAAACAAAAUGUCCACCUCCACCCCCAACAACCACAACCCAGAACAAGACCACGACCGAGACCUCAAUCACAACCAACCUCUCCACCAGGAAAACCACCAACCCCAAAAUGAACCCCAGAACCGACCCAAGAAAGAAAAACUCCCCAUCCACACCCACCACUGCCGCUUCUGCAACCACCUCCUCCUAGCAACAACCCUCCAGUCCCUGACAUCUCUUCCGACGCGCAACCCGCCUGCGAAAGACGGGGCUGUUAUUGUGCCUCUUUCUUUACCUGUUUCUUCAUCAUCCUCUACCUCAUCAACAUCAUCUUCGACCAAGGGGGAUACGGAUACCGAGUUAAAAACCAAGGAAGAAGGAGGAGAAAAGAAAGAUCUCCACACGACUAUCCUCCUCUCAACAACACAGCCGGAUCGGGGCUCGACCAUUAUCCGCCGAGAAGACGGGUUCGAGAAGAGACGGUUGAUACGGUGUGGGCGGUGUAGGGUUGUUGUGGGGUAUUUUUUGGAUGGGGUUCAUUUUCCUUCGGCCUCUUCUUCUGGGGGGGUGAAGGGGGAGGGGGUGCGGAGGGAGAGGGAGAGGAGGAAGAUGAAGAGAAGAAAGAUGAGGUCAAGGUGGUGUAUUUACUUCCUGGGGCGUUGAUGGAGACGGGGACUAUGGUUAAAGGGGAUGAGGAGGAGUUGAGGAGGUUGGAUCGGGGGUGGAGUUCUUGG